This is a messenger RNA of Drosophila busckii, 2522 nucleotides long. It is a transcript of the gene vari, whose product is annotated as MAGUK p55 subfamily member 6. Gene Ontology annotation, cellular component: plasma membrane; cell-cell junction. NCBI's taxonomy places the organism in Eukaryota, Metazoa, Arthropoda, Insecta, Diptera, Drosophilidae. The transcript is spliced from 10 exons. The coding region runs from base 201 to 2189 and encodes 662 amino acids. Gene Ontology annotation, molecular function: protein binding. The record is from RefSeq and is a predicted model, not a curated record.
CGGAAUGUUGGGUGCGCGUUGUGUACAAUAACGAAUAAUUAUUCAAAUUGUUUAGAAACAUAUGUUAGUGCAUUGCCAAAAUUAGCAAAAGUAAUUACCAAUGCGUAUGUGAUUUUACUGUGUGUGCGUUUGUGUGAUUGUGCUUCCUCUAGUGACGUCAGUCUUCCCAUACGCCUAAAAUCCUUUGACGAAUUUUGAACAUGGUGCGUUGGAGUGGGCAUUCUCGUCGUGUGCGCCAGGACAAGGAAGGAUUGCUGGCCAAUAACAAUAAAAAUGGGGAAGAAGAUGCUUCAGAUAAUGCUGCAUUUCGCAACUCUGCGGAUCUUUCGGAUACGGAUGAAAUUUUUCUAAAGGGCCUAUUGCUUAGCAAUCCUUCAACGCCACUCAAGGAACUUAUGUUAAAUCCGACAGAGCCGCAGCCCGUGCCCGCUUUUCUGCCCGUGCAUUUGAAUAACAAACCAAUCUGCGAUCAGAUCAUACGCAAAUUUUCACCCUCAAGGCGUUUGGAAUCGCGUGAGCUUGCCAAGCUUUUGGCUCAACCCCAUUUUCGAGCUUUGCUGCGCGCUCAUGAUGAAAUAGGAGCAUUAUAUGAGCAACGUUUCAAAGCAGCUGGUGGUUCAAUAACAAAACUAGAAGUCGCUAAUCAACGUCCGCCAGGCGGUUAUCUCUUUACGGAAGAUAUUCUAAACAGCAAGAUGCCCGUGGAAACUAUUAAGAUGGUCGGGCUACGUCGUGAUCCCAAGCAGCCCUUGGGUCUCACUGUCGAAAUGGAUGAGUACAAACAGCUGGUGGUUGCACGCAUACUCGCCGGCGGAGUCAUCGAUAAGCAGGGCAUGCUCCAUGUGGGCGAUGUCAUACUCGAAGUCAAUGGCGUUGCCGUACGCUCGCCCGAUGAUCUGCAGGUGGAAGUGUCGCGAGCCAAGGAGAACUUAACGCUUAAGAUUGGCCCAAAUGUGGACGAGGAAAUGAAAAGCGCUCGCUAUACGGUCAGUGGGGGUCAGGUAAAACAGAAUGGGAUCACAAAUCUUGAAUCUGGCAAGAAACUAACGUGUUACAUGCGCGCGCUAUUCUCAUAUAGCCCCUCGGAGGAUUCGCUAUUGCCUUGCCGGGAUCUAGGCUUACCAUUCAAAUCAGGCGAUAUAUUGCAAAUUAUCAACGUAAAGGAUCCCAACUGGUGGCAGGCAAAGAAUAUAACAGCGGAGUCGGACAAAAUUGGUUUAGUGCCAUCGCAGGAGCUGGAGGAACGGCGCAAGGCUUACGUAGCGCCCGAGGCGGAUUAUGUGCAUAAAAUUGGCAUUUGCGGCACAAGGAUAUCCAAGCGCAAGCGUAAGACCAUGUAUCGCUCAGUGGCCAAUUGCGAGUUCGACAAGGCAGAGCUCUUGCUGUAUGAGGAGGUGACACGCAUGCCGCCAUUCCGCAGGAAAACCUUGGUGCUCAUUGGCGUCUCUGGUGUGGGCAGACGCACGCUCAAGAAUCGUUUGAUCAACAGCGAUGUGGACAAGUUUGGGGCUGUUAUUCCACACACCAGUCGUCCUAAGCGUGCCUUGGAGGAGAAUGGCGUUAGCUACUGGUUUAUGGAUCGCGAGGAAAUGGAGGAGGCCAUUAAGCAAAACGAGUUUCUCGAGUACGGCGAACACAAUGGCAAUCUAUAUGGCACACAUUUACAGUCAAUUAAAGAUGUCAUUAAUAGCGGACGCAUGUGCAUUUUGGACUGUGCUCCGAAUGCCUUGAAAAUUUUGCACAAUAGCCAGGAAUUGAUGCCAUUUGUUAUAUUUGUAGCCGCUCCCGGCAUGGAUCAGCUCAAGACCAUCUAUGCCGAUCGUCGUGCUACAGGCUCCAAUAGAAAUCUAUCUUUUGAUCGUCAAAGCUCCAUACGCUUUAGCUCCCGACGCGCUCGUACGCUCGAAUCACUGGCAUCGCUAUAUGAGGCCAGUUUAAUUGCGCUCAUAGAUCUUUGCUUGAACCUACAUACAUCACCUAACACAUCUACGCUUUAUCAUUAUUUUCCGCAGGAUGACGAUCUCGUUUCAACAGUGGAGGAGAGCUCGUUUGUGCAGCGCAAAUAUGAGAAAUACUUUGACAUGGUAAUCGUCAAUGAGGACUUUGAUGAAACGUUCCGUCAAGUGGUAGAAACGCUGGACCAGAUGAGUCAUGAGGAACAAUGGGUGCCUGUCAACUGGAUAUAUUAGGAGCAUCUGCACAGUUUUUCCCAACUACAAUUAACUGCUAUAAUAUCUUUAUCACAAAUCAAGCAUUAUAUGCUACUAAAUAUCGUAUAAUAUGCAAUAUUGUAUAAUUUUCGAAUAUGCCCUCCGCCUUUUUUGAUUUAGUUUGCUUUCCUUAAGUGCUAAGGAUGUAAGCCUCAUGUAAUCUUAUGAAACGAAUACGUCCAUUAUGUUUAAUUUAUCUAAUUUUAAUGACAGCUUUUGUUGCAAAAUCGAACUUUCUCUGCACUUUGUAUUCAUGUCUAUAAUUUAAUAUACAUUUCGUAUUUUUAUAAUAAUAUCAAGCUCUGCCAAUAU